ACCUCCCGCUACGUUCUUAUUAGUUAUUACCGCCCCUCCGAGGAGGAGAUGCGAUACCAAACUCUCCGCGCACUUCUUUUCCCAGAACGGUGGGAUAUAUACUUUGCCUUUCUCCCUCGCACCGAAUGUUUCCGUUGAUGUACACGCACGCACACGACAGGGCGUAGGAGAGGGAGAGAGAAAGGGAGAGGAGGAGGAGGAGGAGGGCGAUGCUUUUGAGGAAGCCGAGAGGACGAGGAAGAGGAGGAGGAAGAGCCCUACCUCUCUUCUCCAUGGCCGUCGCCUCCUUCGCCUCCCUCCGCCUCUUCCCCAACCCCAACCCCAACCCUAGGUUCGUCCGCUUCCGCGCCCGAGCCGAUGGGGGCGGCAGCAGCGCGGGCGGAGGCGGGGGACGGUGGCCGCCGCCGCCGCCGCCGGACACCGGGAAGAAGUCCUUCGCGGUGGCAACCGGGGAGCUGUUCCUGGGGCUCGCGUCCUUGCUCAUCAGGAACAAGGACGGCGCCGCCUCGGCGCCGGCGCCAUCGGGGGAGGCCCCAAAUGCGAUCGCGGAUCGCGGGGAGACGUACAUUAGCAGGAGGAGGAGGGAGUCGAUUGCGGCGGCGGAGGCGGUGGUGGAGGAUGCGGUGGAUGAGGAGCUGGUUUGGGAGCAGAGGGCGGAGGAUGUGGAGGCAGAGAUGGAGCGGAGGAAGGUGACGAGCCCAGGGUUUAGCUUCUCGGCCGCAGGGCUCCUCCUCCCUUAUCAUCUCGGGGUUGCUCAGUUCCUUCUUGAGAAGGGCUACAUCAAGGAAACCACACCAUUAGCUGGCUCAUCAGCUGGUGCCAUAGUCUGUGCAGUUAUUGCUUCUGGAAAUAGCAUGGAACAUGCCCUGCAAAUGACCAAGGUUCUGGCGGAGGAUUGCCGGGUGAGAGGCACUGCAUUUCGGCUUGGGGCUCUACUUAGAGAUGUGCUUAACAGAUUUCUUCCUGAUGAUGCACACAUUAGAUCUAAUGGAAGGGUUCGUGUUGCAAUUACUCAGUUAUUUUGGAGGCCAAGGGGUCUACUUGUGGAUCAAUUCGACUCUAAGGAAGAUCUCGUUAAUGCACUUUUUACAUCAUCUUUCAUUCCAGGAUAUUUAGCUCCGAGGCCUGCAACAAUGUUCCGGAACCGAUUGUGCAUUGAUGGGGGCCUUACAUUGUUUAUGCCUCCUACUUCUGCU
This is a messenger RNA of Ananas comosus (pineapple), 1196 nucleotides long. RefSeq lists its product as uncharacterized. The record is from RefSeq and is a predicted model, not a curated record. Gene Ontology annotation, molecular function: triacylglycerol lipase activity. Lineage: Eukaryota; Viridiplantae; Streptophyta; Magnoliopsida; Poales; Bromeliaceae. Gene Ontology annotation, cellular component: cytoplasm; membrane; lipid droplet. Gene Ontology annotation, biological process: triglyceride catabolic process; lipid homeostasis.